AUGAGUGGGGUCCUGAAGAGGAAGUAUUCCGAGGUAGAAGAGGAGGAUCCUUGCUACUCCUCCUCCUCUCCCUCUCCCCCCUACUCCUCUCCCUCUCCCCCCUACUCCUCUCCCUCUCCCCCCUCCUCCUCCUCCCUCUCCUCCUCCGCCUCCUCGGAAUGGGAGUCGGAUGAGGAGAGCUGCAACAGUGACAACCAAGACUUCACCCCUGCCUCACCUACCUCCCAUCUACCCAGUAAGUCAAUAAGAAUGAUGUAGCUCCAUUAAACACAUCUCCUGAUGAUCCAUGUUAUUGCAAUCUUAAAACAAUCGUUUGACCAGUAGAUCUCAUGAGGAAACCCCUUGAAUAUAUAUUCACAUUUUUACAUUUUAGUCAUUUUACAGUUAGUGAGUGCAUAUAUUUUUCAUACUGCCCCCCCCCCCCCCCCCCCCAGUAUAUGUUAAUGUAUAUUUUUAUGGUCAUUGGUCAAUAACCUUGCAAUAAACAUAGUCUUCUCUUUAUAAUAAUGCAAAGCUACACUGUUGUUAUCAGAGUCACUGCCAGGGAGUGUCCCGUUAUCAGACUACAGCCCGGCUGCAGCCUGCUGAUAGCAGAGAAUAGGCUUCUCUCUGAGGGACUGGGCUUUGCCCCUGACUUGACUGAAUCAUUUGACUAAAGCAGUAUAAUGUGGAUUACAGUUAUCAUGCUUAAACUGCAAAUAGGGGUUCAAUGUUAUUUAAUUCAAAGAUCACUACGAACUCCAGUUCCUCUGUUUAUUCACUAUCUUGCACAUAGACACACUUCCCUUAGGGUCAACAUAGUCUAUUAGUCUGUGGUUGACAUUUUGAUUUCACGGACAAAAAAACAUACUUCAUGUGAUAAUUAUUUGUUCUCCACAACGAACAUUGAGAGUUAAAUUCAUUACGGUAUGGAAGUGAAAUAGCUCAUAAAUAGUUCAUCAAUCAUGAAACUACCAUCUCCCCCACAACUGUAAACAUACUGUGCCCCAGUGUGGAAUGUCUGUAGACAGAAUAACAGCAGCAGGACUGGGGCGGCGUCCCAAAUGGCACCCUAUUCCCUAUGGUAGUGCACUACUUUUGAUCAAGGCCCAUAGGGAAUAGGGUGCCUGGUCAUUAGCAGUGCACUAUAUAGUGAACAGGGUGCCAUUUGAAACACACAAUAGGUUACUACGUAGCUUGGCUGAGUGGUUGUUUUACCAACCUCCUCACUUUUGUGUUCCUUCUCCACCUCCAGCAUGUGUGAAGGUCAAAAACGACUCGUUAUCAUGAGGUUUGAGGCCAAACGGUCAAAUGAAACAGUGACCUGAUGGGUCUUCAGUGACCUGAUGGGUCUUCAGUGACCUGAUGGGUCUUCAGUGACCUGAUGGGUCUUCAGUGACCUGAUGGGUCUUCAGUGACCUGAUGGGUCUUUAACAGUCUCUUAGUAGUGGGGUGACUAGUACUUCUCACCAAUCUGCAGAGAGGUUGGAGGGUCUUACUAUAAUCUAAGCAGGGUCUCUGUCUCUGUGUUGACACUGGCUUACUCUCUCUUCAUUCUCUCUCAUUUGACUUCUGUUGCAUUAUUGCAGUGGAUACACUCCUUGGUGUUUGUUUCUAACAAAUAAACUCCCCCCAUGUUGAACUCUGGUGACCCAGUUGACACAGUUGUUAACACUGGGUUGUAACUUGUAACCGUUGACAGUGAUUGAGGCGUCAUAGUCUGCCACCCAGUGGCGGCUGACAGAACUGCAGGAUCAGCACUUUCAGCAUACAACAUACAGAAGUGAUAUUUAGUAGCUCGAACAAGCUGACAUUGACAAAGGCAUAGAAUACACCAACUUCUUGUCGUGACUCUAAACCCUGUUUCCUCUUCCUCCUCCUCCUCCUCCUCCUCCUCCUCCUCCUCCUCCUCCUCCUCCUCCUCCUCCACCAACAGUCCGCUCCAUCCUGAAGAGCCCAAAACUUUCCCAUGACAACAGCAGCCAUGGCAACAGUGUUGCCUUCAACCAGGUGACGGUGUUCCUGUUCCGGCGUUGCCAGGGUUUCACCAGCGUUCCGAGGCGCGGCGGUGCAACCCUGGGCAUGGUGAGGAAGCACAGCGCCCUCCGGAGGUACACGCUGGCAGAGCACACCCAGGAGAGACGACAGAGGCGCAGGGAGAGACUCAGAGAUAGACUGAGGGAGGAGAGGCUGGAGGCACUCAGACAGAGAGUGAGUAUUCUAGACUUCUAAUCUAAUAGUGAGCACUGUAGACCUCGUUGCCCGGGCGGUUUCCCUUGACCCAGAUUGAGGUUACCCCAGGACUAAAAAGCAUGCUGUCCUGUUAAUCUUACAGUAACUUAGACUUCAUGUAUAUAUUACAGAAUAAAGCAUGCAUAGGUGUCACAGUCUCUCUGAUGUCUUUUGAACAAAUCAAAGAUGGGUGAUUCCACGUCAAAAAGCACAGGAAAUGGGAUGAACCCCCACCAUCUCAGAUUGUUCUGCAAUUUGUUUAUGUUGUUAGAAACUGAUAAGAUUAGCAUUCCUGCAACAUUAUUUUGUUGAAUCGUGAAAAUGCUAAUAUAGGUACCAUUGACUUGCAUUGGAUUUGUGCCACAAAUACAAAAAAGUUAGCAUUUGAAACAGUGGCCAGGUAAAUAAAUCCAAAGCAUGGGUUGCUGUCGUACCUUGUCCAUAGACUGCUGACAAGGUAAGAAAACCAACAUGUAAUUUUGUAAUUUGGGUGAACUAUCUCUUUAACAUUGAAGGGGGGAAGAACAGCACCAUCUUGUGGUCACAAUCCGGUAAUAUCAGGAUGUAGGAUAGGACAUAAACCUAACAGCUUCAAUGACUCCUUUCUGAACAGGGGUAAAAAGAAAACAUCACCAAAUUCACUGAGAAUACAUUACAUUACAUUACAUAGGAUUACAUUACAUGACAUAGGAUUACAUAGGAUUACAUUACAUUACAUAGGAUUACAAUACAUAGGAUUACAAUACAUAGGAUUACAUCACAUCACAUAUGAUUACAUUACAUUACACAGGAUUACAUUACAUUACAUAGGAUUACAUAUGAUUACAUUACAUUACAUAGGAUUACAUUGCAUUACAUAGGAUUACAUUACAUAGGAUUACAUAGGAUUACAUUACAUUACAUAGGAUUACAUAGGAUGAAGAAAUAAUAUAAUCGUAGCUCCAUACUACUGGUCAGACAUAGAGAACUGAUGCUAUAUACCAUAGGUAUCGCGGUAAUAGUUGGAGCAGAAUCAGUGGAAUGGUAUCAAACACAUCAAACACAUGGUUUCCAAUCCAUUUGCUCCAUUCCAGCCAUUAUUAUGAGCCGUCCUCCCCUCACCAGCCUCCACCGCUGUAUACUCGUUGUUGGGUUAGUUCAGGUGUGGGGGGUUGUGGGUGGUUGGGGUGGGGGUAUGUGGGUGGUUUGGGUGUGGGGGGGGCUGUGGGUGGGUUGGGGUGGUGGGGGGUAUGUGGGUGGUUUGGGUGUGGGGGGCUGUGGGUGGUUGGGUGUGGGGGGUAUGUGGGUGGUUUGGGUGUGGGGGGGUAUGUGGGUGGUUUGGGUGUGGGGGUAUGUGGGUGGUUUGGGUUGUGGGGUGGGGUUGUGGGGUUGGGGUGGGGGGUUUGUGGGUGUUGUGGGGUUGGGUGUGGGGUGUGUGGGUGGUUGGGGUCUGUUGGUGGUUUGGGUGUGGGGGGUCUGUGGGUGGUUUGGGUGUGGGGGGUCUGUGGGUGGUUUGGGUGUGGUGGUGGGGUAUGUGGGUGGUUUGGGUGUGGGGGGGUCUGUGGGUGGUUGGGGUGGGGGUCUGUGGGUGGUUUGGGUGUGGGGGUAUGUGGGUGGUUUGGGUGUGGGGGUAUGUGGGUGGUGAUGGGGGUCCGUGGGUGGUUUUUGACAAUUUCUUUGGAUUCCUCAUGUCUUACUCAUUGUUAGAAAAAAAGUUUGGUCCAAAUCAGAUGUUAGGUAUAUUUAUAUUUAUUGAAUAUUAUAUGGAUCCUAUGGGCAAUUUGGGUGCAAUCAAUUAGCUUAAUUUCUCAGAGUUCAAAUUAUAUUUCAACAAAAUAAUGUUUCAGGAAUGCUAAUCUUAUCCGUUUCUAACUACAGAAAUGAUUUCAGAACAAUCUGAGAUGGUGGGUGUCAUGGCUUGCUGAAAUGACAUGGAACGACCUAGAUGGCCGAUACUUCAUGCAUCUCAUCUUCCUUGACUUCCUUGAAAAUACUCUAAAAGCAUUUAAAAGGAAAAGUUAAGGCCUAUGUGUACAGAUUAUAUUUUAAGUAACUCUCUUCUCUCCAGCUGACAGCCAGUGGCGCUAUGGACCAGGAGGAGUUGGAUCGCCUCACCAUCGAUCAUAUCGACCAGGUCCCAGACGAGGACAUCGAGGCCCUCCUCCCUGCGGCUGACCUUGAGGAUGGGGAGGAUGGGGGUGACGGGGGGUUCCUGUACCCCUACGCUUCCCGCCAAAGACAGGCCCUACUCCGGGCGGCAGGGGUGAGGCACAUCGACCGGGAGGAGAAGAGAGAGCUCCAUGCCCUGAGGAAAUCCAGAGAGGACUGUGGAUGUGACUGCCAGGGAUUCUGUGAACCUGAGACCUGCGCCUGUAGUCUGAACGGGAUCAAGUGCCAGGUGAGAGCAAAUGCAGAUGUGAGUGGCUGGGUUUGAACCCAGGGAGUUUUAGCCUGAUGAACAAAAGCCUUUUGGCAAUGAAUUAGAAUUCCCUCCCACACCUAGGUCAGAUGCAAACUUUAGUCAUAUAAUGUGCUAAGAUGUUCAGUCAAAGUAGACCUAAUGUGAUUUCUCUCCGCAACAGAUGGACCACUCCAACUUCCCUUGCGGCUGCACCAAGGAUGGUUGUGGGAAUACUAACGGUCGCGUGGAGUUCAACUCCAGACGGGUCCAGACCCACUACAUACACACUGUCAUGAGGCUGGAGCUGGAGAGGAGACUGCAGGACGAGACACUGACCCAGAGGAGAGACCCAGAGGAGAACCAAGAGGAUCUCCAGAAGCUCCAGGAUCAGGGGAAGCAUCAGCAGGACAGUGCCCAGGAGGAGGUGAGAUGCCCCUUCGGGUUCACCUUGGAAGAAGAGGGCCUCCCUCUCUCCAUCCCCACCACCCCUACCUUCCACUUCAGCUCUGAACUGUGUGAGGUUGGGGAGAAUAGUUGCUGUAGUGACAUGACCGACUCGUCCGGCUUCUCUGCCCAGAGCGAGGACUCCGACGUGGGAGGAAGCCCUCGACAGCACCAGCCUCUCUUGGAUGUGGAUGAUGGAGGUCUGGCCUGUGUCCUCAGCUUCUGUGACUCUGACAAUGAGGACUAUUCCAUGGGCAGUGAAAGUGACACAAAGUCGGGCAGACAACCAUCACCACACCUUCCCCAGUGUCUCAGCAGCUUCGACACGUCAUACGGUCUCUGUAAAGACACCACAGCCACCCUUGGCCUGUCCAACGCACCCAGUUCACACACAGACAAUACACAAAGGUACACAGAGAAGACACACAGACACACAGACAACAGCUGCCGCAGCGGUUCCUUCAUGGCCGAGUAUCAAGACGACAAUGCCAACCAAGCUACGGCCCUGUUCGCCCACAGUCCCCUCCAGGACUACCCCAACACACCCUCUCCCUCCAUAGACUACUCGUCCAGCAGCUACAUGGACCUCAGCCUCUCCUCUGACUCGGACUUGGAGCUCUUCGACAACUUCCCUACAGACUAUAGCUCGGCCCCUCUACACAACUCAUUCAAAGGUCACAAGCACCCGGACAACUUCCUGCAUCUACAGGUGUUGAGUUCUGCAAAUGUCCCACAGUUCAAUGAGACAGCUGGCGCCUGCCUCCUGGAGUCUCUGAUUGGCUUAUCUGAACCAAUAGAAACUCCUUCAUUCACAGACAAUCAGCUAUUAGAGCUGGUGAUUCAGUGACCAAUGGGCUGAACUGUCCGGGGUUUUGUGGGACCUGAUUGGCUCAUGGACAUUGAAACGAGCCUAGAAGUACUUUAAUAUGUACAGUCUACAGUUUGUAUUUUAAUAAGAUAUUUUAAUGUAUAGUAUGAGAUAUUUUAUUCAGAUGUAUUAAAUGUGAUGUUGUUGAGGUAGAGGCACAUUAUGGUUAUUCAUGAUUUAGACAGAAUAUUAUACAUGAGCAAGUAUUAUGUCAUCACUACAAGAUAUAACACUGUGUGUUUCUCAUGUUUCCUGAUGUCCACGUUUUUGAUGUGCUUUCCAGCAGUUAUUUAUAAAUGAUUAUUCAUAAAAAAGAAAAUGGCUUAUUAAUUUAUUUACUUUAUGCAUUUUAACUGAGGGGUUGUAUUGCUGUAAUCACCGUGAAAGAACCGUGAGACAGAUGGAGACAUUAAUUAUUUUUAUGAAUUGUAUUCAUGUGAAGUUUUGUUUAAAUUGCAAUCCGCAUAAGAUCAAGAAGGUUGCAUAAUAUUCAGAAUUACAACAUUUAUUCAUUUAAUAUUUUAGCUAAAUGUAUUGCUAUUUAUUUGUGUCAAAAUGCCUUAGUUUAAUGUAUUGGAGAUCCAUCUCUCUCCUCCACCAUAGGUAACUUAUUUUUAUUUGAUUUGCCUUGUUUGACACACUGAAAAGUAAUUGCUUUGCAAAAUAUCAUCCAUCGUUGGAAUCUGAUAUGUGCUCCAUGUAUUUAAGAAAGUUUUGCAUUGUCUGUCUUUUUAAGUUAUUUUUAAUGGAAAUAUAUUAGCAUUUACAAUGUGUUACUGAAUCUUGUAUUUUAAAGCAAACUCAAAUCAUUUAUCUAUGAAUAAACAUACAUCUUUUGGAA
Molecule: messenger RNA, 6744 nt
Organism: Coregonus sp. 'balchen'
Lineage: Eukaryota; Metazoa; Chordata; Actinopteri; Salmoniformes; Salmonidae
Source: the annotation of a GenBank genome assembly